GCAGAGGAGGUGCAGAAAAGAGAAGGGACAAGAAGAAGGGAAGCAGCAAACUUUCUCCUACAGGAUCUUUCCUCUUCAAUUUGAGCCAAAACACCUGAACCAUGAGGCUGUGAAUCCCUGUCUUCCUCUCACAGUAAACCUCUUCUUCAUUAUCUGAGCUCAUGUCUCCCAAAGUGGGUCCCACCAGUCAAAGCGCCAGCACCCACCUCUGGACGCUGGUGUGCUCCCUGCUCUGUGCUCUGGUCCUGGCUAAAGGCUCCACACUGAGGAAUGAGGACCAGCAGAGCAACGCUACCACGUCGCUGCCGGAGGACUGGACCAGUACGACAGUCCAGCUGCAGCCAGACCUGCAGACUGAAACCGGGACUGUGACGGAAGCUCAGACUGAAGCAACGACAGGGGCUCCAACAGAGACGCAGACUCAGAGCAUCACCACCAACUACACAGGUGUGUCCUGUGUCUCUGUCCUCCCACCACGCCGGGGUUCCUUCUACGUUGAAAGUGGCACAGGCGUGUCGGUCGGCAGCGUGCUGACCUUCUGGUGCAGAGAGGGAUACCAGCUGGUCGGCAGCGACAAAAUCUACUGCACUGUCAGGAAUGGCAAACCACAGUGGAGCAACUACCUACCUGUCUGUGAAGCGAUCCCCAGGCCGGAGGACCGUGGUCUGAGAGUGGCUGUGUUGGCUUCAGUGGUGAGUGGCAUCGUCAUCCUCGCUAUGUCCCUGUCCUUCCUCAUCUGCUGUCUGCAGGAACGAUCCAGCCGGGACCGAGCCAAGAAGGAGGGACGGAGCAGGCGCAGAGAGAAGCACUCAUCCCGUCGCAGUGAGUGUUGGCUAGAGAGAGAGGAGGGUGAUUGGGAAGCCUUCCCUCCUCCCAAGAUCUUCCACCUCUCGCAGAGGAUGAACCCCCGUCUGGCUCCCGACAGCCCCCUCUACCUUACUGGAGGCCUCAAUGGAUAUGAGAACAGAGGAUACCAGAGGAGUCAGGAGAGUCUGCUGAAGGCUUCCCUGCCCGGACUCUACCGCUCCGAGUCCCAGCUGUACCCGCACGUCGUCCUGCAGAGGGUCCCAACUCCGACAGCACCCUCCGCCCCUUCCGCACCAUCCGCUCCUCUCUACCUCCACCUCCCCUCCUCCUCCUCUGCUGCCUCCUCACCUUCCCACGCAGCCACCCACGGCCAGCCUCACAUCAUGGCGCAGUACCCCACCCCGACGUACCCGCCAAACCCCAACACGGCUGUGCCCGUCUACCCCCACCCAACACCAGCGCCUAUCUACCCCAACCCUAACCCGAUACCGCAGCGGCCAUGGCAGUAGCUACGUCUUUCACUUUCCAUAUUUACAGAGCCCUGCGCCAUCCCCACGGGCAACGUUGAGGGAAGACACGGAGAGAAAGUGUCGCAGGCACAUUCUGGAGACACAGAAGUCUUUUUCCCUUCUUUAUCCCUGUUUUCUCCCACAAGCGGCUACAAAUGCAUUGUUCCAAAGCAGACAUGAAGGAAAGGUGUAGAAAUGGACAUGCAGCCAGUGUAGAAGUUCCCCCUUUUACUGCAUGCUUGCCGAACUUCUCCUGCAGUUUGGACUUAACCACAAGGAACUCAACACUUAAGAUUUUUUUUCUUUAAUUCUUACUGAACUUCUGCUGCUGCUGUUCUCUGCAAGAGGAAUUCUUCACGGAAAGUCCUGCUUUCUUUUUGCCGUCAGAAAUUACAAGAAAGCUUCUUGCAGCAUGUUGACAAAGGAGACGGAGAGUUGUACUUUAAAUUGUACUAAUUCAGUUCAACCUUUGACACUGUAUGAAAAGAUUGACCUGCAAAGAGGGACUUCAACAAUGGCCGCCACUGUUUCGGCAGCUCUCAGACAUGUUGAUUUUUUAAAAAUAGUUUAUAUUUAUUAUGUAAUUGGAUCCCUAUCAGCCUUCCUGAGGUCCAGUUAACCUAAUCUAGACCUAAAUAAAACAACAGAGAUAUAUACAGUAUAUUUUGCUUUAAAGCUAGAGACUUAACUUCUGUAAUCUCACUCCUUUUUAAGCCAGAGCUUUGUGUGAUGUAAUAAAAAAAGGUUUCAGGUCACUUUUCAGCUCUGUUAAUAUGUCCCAGAUUGAUGUGAGGGAUUUAUGGGCAGCAAGCACACUGUGAUUAAAAGGCUGCUGUCGCUGCCACUGCUGAAUGGAACCAAUUCUGUGCUGUUUGUAUGGAUUUAAUAAUACAGUGAUUGCUUUAAAUUGAUCCUGUCUUUCUCACCAAAAUCAUUACCUUUUUUUCUGUCUGUCUAAUUUUCUCCGUCUACUGCCACAACUCAUUCUGUCACAUCGUUAUUUAUGACAAAAACUCAUUUCAAGGUCGACAGUUAGACAGGUGAGAUAUUGUGGCACAGACGCUCAGAGCCUCGAAUGGGUUUAGGAACAUGAAGAAGACACAUGACUCAAAUACUGACUGGAAAUGAGCAAUAUCAAAUACUGAAUGAAUUAAAAUCUGGUUUGAGCCCAGCACAGGUUCAGACAAUGUUUUUUUUUUUUUUUACAAUUUAAAAAAGAUCUUCUUGUGUGAUGUAACUAAGGUUUUUAUAUGUGAUUAACAACAGACAAAGAUUUAUUUUGAAACGUCGACUGGUCAAGCGUUGUGAGCGGACUGCUUUGUGUGUGAUGCACUGGAAAUGGCACAGAAAUGCACUGAUAUGUGAAGUUUGAGCAGGGGGAUGGGAGUAACUGAGGAACCAUGUCGACUGUAAACUCACCUGCAGUUCUUCAGAUCUUUUUAAAUGAAUGCUUCACUCUAAACCUUUGUUGUCCCCUCUGAGCUACUGUAUGUGCAAGCAUUUAAAUCAUCAUCUCUGUGCCCCUCUACUGUGGCUUUAGUCAGUUUACACUCUAGUUUUUGGGGCUUUUUAUUUUUAAUAGAACAACUCCAGUAGAAACACUAAUAAUUCUGCACUUUACAUUUUUUUGAAAGGGGCGGGGGUUUAAAAAGCUUGGACUCUUUUUCUGUAAACUAUUUGUUGUAUAAUAAUAAUAAGACUGCCAUAAAAGCGGAAUAAAGAGAUAUAUGUUUAGUCCAACAGUUAA
This is a messenger RNA of Seriola dumerili (greater amberjack), 3063 nucleotides long. RefSeq names its product sushi domain-containing protein 3-like. Lineage: Eukaryota; Metazoa; Chordata; Actinopteri; Carangiformes; Carangidae. The coding region runs from base 162 to 1316 and encodes 384 amino acids. The record is from RefSeq and is a predicted model, not a curated record. The transcript has 5 exons. Gene Ontology annotation, cellular component: plasma membrane.